Labrus mixtus (cuckoo wrasse) is the source of this 2657-nucleotide messenger RNA. RefSeq names its product solute carrier family 25 member 51b (gene slc25a51b). Lineage: Eukaryota; Metazoa; Chordata; Actinopteri; Labriformes; Labridae. The transcript is spliced from 2 exons. Bases 197 to 1132 code for a protein of 311 amino acids. The record is from RefSeq and is a predicted model, not a curated record.
GCGCUUAAGACGCUGCUGCUGCUGCUGUCACCUGCUGCUGGGGCUUCAGACCAGACACGACCUACAGUUGUGUCCCAAUUACUCUGCGAAAUACUGCACUCUUCCCGUGCAGGGACAAUACACCCACUGGUUUUACUAUUACUAAGCAGGUUGCCUUGCUGAUGCAAUGCUGAAAGAAUAGAAAGCUGAGCCUCCCAUGGCUGUAAGCACCAUGGACUCUGAGUCAGCCCGGACCCCUCAGCCUCAGGCUGCCCUGACCAAAGGAGGGCGCUCCCUGCUACCUGUUGGUGCCCUGAGUGCUAAGCUGGGCCCUCAAGGGAAGCAUUAUGUCUGCGGUUCUGUCGCAGCUUUUACUAACAUCAUGGUGACUUUCCCCAUCCAGAAGCUGCUGUUCCGCCAGCAGCUCCAUGGUGUUCUGGCCACAGAGGCGGUACGACAGCUUCAGAGGGAUGGGCUGAGAAAUCUCUACCGGGGCCUGCUGCCCCCACUGCUCCAGAAAAGCACUACAGUGGCCAUCAUGUUUGGGCUGUACCAGGACUUCUCCAGAGUCUUACUGGAACAGGCACGUGGUAGUGGUUUGCCAGAGCUGGCCACACGAAGCUUUGCUGCAGCAUUAGCAGGAACUGCAGAGGCCAUCUUGACACCGUUUGAGCGUGUGCAGACUCUCCUUCAAGACCAUCGGCACCAUGGCCGCUUCAACAACACAGCUCACACCUUCCGAACACUUCUGACACAGCAUGGUGUCAGUGAAUGCUACCGUGGCCUCGUGCCCAUACUCCUCCGUAAUGGCCCGAGCAAUGUGCUCUUUUUCGGGCUGCGUGGACCCAUUAAGGAGCAGCUCCCAGAGGCCUCUAGCCGGGCUGGCCACAUGGUUAAUGAUUUUGUGUGUGGAGGGUUGUUAGGGGCAGCCCUUGGCAUUAUGUUCUAUCCAUUAAACGUGGUAAAGUCCCGAGCUCAGUCUCAGGUCGGUGGAGCUUUCCAGCCUUGCAGACAGGUGCUGCUGACAGUGUGGAGAGAGAGGGGCUGCAGUGUGGCCAUGCUCUUUAGAGGGGCCCAUCUCAACUACCACCGUUCACUGCUGUCCUGGGGUAUCAUCAACGCCACCUACGAGCUGCUGCUCAAGCUAAUAUGAGGGGAGGGAGACGAAGAUGAGAAAAUAGAGAUCUAAAGAACAAGAGAAAGUAUUUAAAGGGAAAAAUAUGUUUAGAAUCGGUCUGUUGUGAAGAAAGGAAAUUGAAAGUAAAGCCAAUGCACUUGCUCUUUGCUGUGAGUCUGGAGUUUCUGAGUGAGAAAGAAAGAGACGUGGAGCUGAACUUCUGACAGGGGCCAAUACUCAGUUUGAGUUCAAACAACCUGCCACAUGCUGUAACUAUUUCCUGUUGUCAAAGUAUUAAAAAAACCAUACACAUGCUUAAGCCUACAUAUAAACCUGUGCCAGGGUCCAACUGAAUGCCCUUGUUUGCUCUACAAAAAUUCAAGGGGAGCAAACUGAAUUUCAGUGAUUCCCCUCCCCCUCCACUAUUUCAAUCAAAGGUUACUUGAGUGUAUUCUCUGUUUUGUAGGAGACUCUGUUUCUUUAUAUGUGCUGUGUGCUGUGGUGUUCUGUCUAUCUGUUUGACCAAGAGCACUUUCUGUCAGAGGUCGUGAUCUGCCACAUAACUGAAAGACUUUUGUACUUUUUGUCAAUUUAAAUGCCCCCAAAUCACUGUCAAAUCAAGUGUUAGUCUUUUCUUCCCUUUAUCUUAAUCAGCCAAUAAAUGUGAGAUGACAAGAUUUAUACUCAUAAUAACUGAAUUGCUUAUGAGUGUUCUUUGAAAAUACCUUCUAGCAAACACAGGCAGGCUAUUUUAAACAGCAUAAAUAUAUUUAUGUUGUUUAUAAUUUAUUGGAAAGGAGAGAAAUUAUUUAAAAUUUAUUCAAAUCUUUCCCACAGAAAAUGUCUGUUGGUGUUAAGUUUCUUUUUUUAACAGAAUCUCAAAAAAUACGUUUUUUAUAUAAAUUUGAUUGCACCUUUUUCUUUUUCAGCUUUUGUGUAGUUAUUUACUCUCAACUUUAUUUUAUUAAUGAUUUUUUUCUUUCAAAACAAAAUUUAAAAUCUCAUGUUUAAUCCAUCUAUUUGUCCUCCUCUGCUCAUUCUUUGACACUGUUACUUAUCUCACGCUUGCUCUCCUCUCUGCCUGUAACAUCUGUUGACAUAAUGGGCUCAGAUUUCAAGCUUGAGUAGAGGCAGUCACUACGCAGCCGCUCUGGCUGGGUACGACAGCCCGAAGAGGAAAGGCAUGCUGCUCGGACACUGAGAGAGAGAAUGAACAGUAAUGCUGCUGAAAGAAGACAGGCGCAAAGGGUAAUGUUCACUGGCACAAAAAGCUCAAGCUGCCAUGUAAAUGGAUCACUUGGCCUAUUUCUUCAAUUCUUUUUUUAUUAUGACUGUCCACAGUCGCGGUUCAUGAACUUUUUUUUUCAGGAUGAUCUCGUGAAAGACUUUGUUGUGACUCAGGCUUUGAAAGUAGGACACCCUUGCAGAAAUUAAAUGUUGCUGUCUAUGUAAAACACUUAUCUCAGAAGCACAAAUCACCAAAACUCCAUUAAAAACCGUUUCUGAAAGUUGCAACCACAUGAAAUGUUAAAGUUAACCCAUUAAAAAGUGUGGACAGAUA